Molecule: messenger RNA, 5277 nt
Organism: Leucoraja erinaceus (little skate)
Lineage: Eukaryota; Metazoa; Chordata; Chondrichthyes; Rajiformes; Rajidae
Gene: kiz
Product: kizuna centrosomal protein
Exons: 14
Coding region: 91-2532 (813 amino acids)
Biological process (GO): spindle organization
Cellular component (GO): centrosome
Source: RefSeq, a predicted model, not a curated record
ACGUGGCGAUAACAAACUAAACUAAAGGUUAAAUUAAACUACGCCGUCGGAGGCAUAGGGGGUGCGAUUUUAAGCAGCGAUGGUAAUGAAAUGAAGGUAGCAGCUCAUCGCCGAGUGAAGGCCGCGACCACCUCCGGGAGCGCAGCGCAGCACAGCGCCGUUGCCCUUGGCAACGGUAGUCAAGCGGCGGCGAACAUGGCGGCCAGCGAGCUGGACACCCUGGAGAAGGUGGCUGAACUUCAGCGGCAGCUGCACGCCAGCGAAUGUAAAAGACUGGAGUUGGAAAAGAACCUUUUGGCAUGCAGCAAGUCAGAUCAGUGGAUGCGAAGCAGUGCCAGAUUAAAAAGUUAUUUAAAUGAAGUGCGUGAACGGGAGAGAACAGCCCAACUUCGCAACCAACAAUUGCUGAACGAUUUUGAGAGUUUUCAAGCUCAGGUCACAGCAUUGACAGCAAGCUCAGACACAUGGAAACAAAUGAAGAUGGAAUAUGAAAAGCAGGUGGAAAGGUUACUUCCAGUUUGGAAGGAGAAGUUAAAGACUCAAGGAAUGGACAAGGAAAAAAACAUACAACAAGAAAGAAAUUCAUCAAAUCAAACAAGCACAAAUGUUGGCAAAUACCUGUCAAAGGGAUUAUAUCACACUGCCACUCACUUUAUGGGCCAGCCAACAUCAGAGACUGCAAAUGGAACAUGUUUGAGUCCACAACAAAACUAUUACCUGCCCAUGGAGAGCAUUUUAUCUCCUCAGCCAAACAGGCAGGUGGCAGCAAUGCAGUGUAAUUCAGUGAUGGACAACUUGAAGGUACUCACGUCAAGCAAGGGAAGGCAAAACUUCCAUACUGUUUCUGACACAAUGGACAGGAAGACAGGGCUUCCAGACUGUGAAGUAAUGCCACUCACUCCCAUAAUCUCUUCUAAAACUGCAAGACAUAACAAUGAAGCGAUCGAAAUUAACAGGAACAUUCGAGCAAAAGGUUCAGUUGGCAGUCUGGAAUUAGCUUCACCUGCGGCUCAGUUAGGGCCCAUUAAGGAAGAAAUGAAAGAAGGCACAAUGCAAAAGGACGUUAAGAAUCAACUGCCAGAUAAAGAUAAUAUUCGUAACAAUCCUGCUACGCCUAAACAGACACCUGAGCAGUUUCAGAAAUUGCCCAUGGAUCCAGCACACGACUCUGGUAGUUUUGCCAUGACCCGACAAAGAAGCAAAGUAUUUUAUUUAGAAUCAAAAAAUUGCCAGAAUCAGAAUAAGGAUGCAGCCGAGGCUCUGAAAUCAAGAGAGGAUGUGCAGAGACUGGCAGAUGAGCUGUAUAAUUCAGAAAGUGGUGCAAGUACUUCUGGUAGCAGUGAAGAAUUGCACAUGGAGGAAUGUCUCGAAGACCCUUAUGCUUCCGUUCAAUAUCCUAAAACAACUGUAAAUGGUAAUUUAGUAAAGAGCAACAAGUCACCUUUUACCAAAGAUGAAAGGACUUCAUCUUCCAAAAAAGAACACGGUGUGCAUUCCAUAACUCUGCCACCAGUAAUAGACGGUGGCAAAUCAGUGAACAGCACUCUUUGUGGAGAACCACAUGGACCCCCAGAACAAUCCCAGAAAGAUGAAGAGUGCCUUUCAUUUGAAGGGUUUUGUCACUUACUUCACUCAAUAGAAGAUGCUGUAGGGGGAAGAAAGGCUACCUAUUCAGAACUGUAUCAUAUUUCUGCAAUAAGUAUUGAAAAACUGAAGGAAAUCACAAGGAUAUGCAACAGGAAAGGCAGUUUGAACAAGGAAAGCCUAGAAGCCUGUGGAGCAGUUGUUCUUCACCAGCUCAGGGAACUGUCACGGGGUUCUUCAAAUGGCGCUCUGUUUCCUGACGAACUUUUGAAUAAGUGCUGCGAAGCAGUUGAUGAAAUUAAUUAUAGCUUGUCGAAACUACCUGCUGAAUCUGCCAGACUGUGGGACCAUUGGUACUCUCACAUUCUUUCUUUGUUGGAACAUCAAUUACUGAAUAUAGAUGAAGCAGCAGAGAUAUUUGGACCUUUAUUGGUUGCAGAGAACAGUAACUCAAAAAAGGCAACAGAGUUACUGAAGAAAAUCCUUUCAAAAGCAAUUGAAAACCAGUCUGUUCAAAGCAACGACUCUUCUUGCAAUUUAUCAUCCAUUUUCAAUGACAGUGCAGAAAUUAACACAGUAGACCCCAUGCCAUGGCUCCACGUUAAUAAAACGAAGCAGCAAGCAGAAACAAGAGCAUAUGAACUUUUGAAACAAUCAGCGAUGCAGCCAAAUAAGAAGAAUGAUUCAGACUUGCAUUCACCAGUGAAAAGGAACAAAAAAUAUACCAAGAAGGUGAAAAGUAAUAAUGAUGAUAAUCAUGAAACUGAUUCCAGUGAAGAAAGUGCACCUUUCAGGUGUAAAAACAAACGUGUGGGAAGUAAUCCAGCAAAAUCUAAAGCUUUUUGGGGUGAAUCUGAUGACAGUGCAUCUGAUAUUGAAGCAAUUCUUCACCCUAAAACUUCAGAUGUCUCAAAGGAUGAAGAUGAUUUUGACGAUUUCUUUUCGUAACAAAGACUGAUUCUUUUACUUGCCAGAAGAGACACUAUAACAUAACCAGGAUAUGAAUAUGAAUGUCAUGUGUUGAAACAAAAAAAUACUACAAUUCCUAAUGCUUAUUUCUCUAAUAUUUGAUAUGUAUGCAAACGUGAGAAAGCUAACAAUAGUGAAUCUUGCACAGUCGUGCAACAUUGCUGUGCUUAACCUGUGCUGAGGCCACAUUCAUGGAUAUUUACACAUAGACCCAAGGUAUUCCUUGCCAACAUAAAUUGUGCUUCAACCAAGUGAACAUUAUUGGAAGGAUGGAAGGAAGUCAGGUAUACAAAAAUAAUAAGAUACAUUUUUUUAAAGGUUGUUUGUGAUUGUGUUUGGAUUUGUGGUAAAAUGUUUUAAUAUGUUUAAUUAUUCCUUUAAUUUUCAUGGUUUUUAAGUGUUUCCAGAAGAGAGGGGUUGUAUCUGAACUACCUCUAAAGUUCAAUGGCAUUUUGUAGGUGAUCCGGUGGGAGAUGGGAAGCCAGUGAAGUUCUUUGAGGACUGGAGUGAUGUGAUGCCAGGAUUUGGUGUGGGUGAUGAGUUAGGCGGCUGCGUUCUGGACCAGUUGGAGUCGGUUGAUGUAGGUGGAGCUGAUGCCAAGGAGAAGUGAGUUGCAGUAGUCCAGUCGGGAGGAGAUGAAGGCAUGGAUGAGUCUUUCAACAGCGGGAGGUGUGAGAGAGGGUCUGAUUUUGGCGAUGUUGCGGAGGUGAAAGUAAGCCACACCUGGAGUCGAUGAGGUUAGAGGACGCGCAUGUGAGCCUCUGCUCACCUGGAAGGACUGCUGAGGUCCUUGGAUGAAUGUGAGGGAGGGGCUAUAGAACUCUAUCCUUGUUCCAUCUGGCGGGGAGAGGGAGCGAGUGCAGUUCUAUGGACGCAGAGGACUCACGGGAGAGGGAACCAUUUAUGACAGCAGGAGAGAAACCACGUUUACUAAUCGGAGAGGACAUCCAAUGCAAAGCCUCAUCUUGGGAGCAGAUGCAACGGAGGCAGAGAAAUUGAGAGUAAAGGGAGGACAUCUUGGAUGUCCUAGAAUGGAAAGCCUAAUCCUGAGGGCAAAUGCAGCCGGCUUUGAUGGACAUCAAAGGUGGGAGAAGGGCUUUGUUUGUUGCCAGAGACUUUUAAAAACGUUUCAUCGGACUUGUGCUGCUCACCCUUAUAUCAUUGCAUGAGAUUCUGCUACCAUGUAGGGCCCCUCUUCACCCUUUGGUAUGUUGCUUCCAUUUCUGCAAGAGAUAAAUGCCUCCUCUAUGUUUUAAACUCACAGUAUUAUUUUAGUUACCAUUUUUCUUUGCAUAACAUCUGUUCUGGAGAUAUCAUAUAUACAGAAACCAAUUCUCUAAUACACAAUGUAACAUGGACACGUAUUUCCUCCAGAUACAAUACCCAUUCAAAUAUAUCUACAACCUUUGUGAAUAUGCCUUAAUGUGUUUGUAGGAAUUUUAGGUCAGACAAUAGGAAGAUGCAAGAUAAUAUUACAAUGAAUUAAAAUCUGGUACUUUGAGAGGGACAGAAUAUUCGCUAAAGGCAGAUUUGUGCUGGAAUGAGCUAAUUCAGUAUUUAUAUUUCCUGUGUAUCCCAGAGGUUUGUUCAAAAAUCUUUCCGAUGCCCUGGUGUGGAACGUCUCAUCCUGGGAACAGAUGCGGCAUAGGCGGAGGAAUUAGGAGUAGGGGAUGGAGUCUUUACAGGGGACAGGGUGGGAAGUGUAGUCCAGAAAGCCAUGUGAGUCAGUGGGUUUGUAGUGUAUGUCGGUCAGAAGUCUGUCAUCGUUGCUUUUUGCAUAUCUUUCAUUCAUUUGUUCUGUUCACAUUCUAUAUCUCGUCUCCCAUUCCCCUGCCUCUCAGUCUGAAGAAGGGGCUCGACCCGAUACGUUACCUAUUCCUUUUCUCUAGAGGUGCUGCCUGAUCCGCUGAGUUACUCCGUUUUUUGUGUCUAUCUUCAUGAAAAGCAUUAUAUCUUUCCAAGCAUUGUGUUUUUUUGUUCUCACUUUCUUUCCCUGUUUGACGCUUAUUUCUAUUCUGCGGAUUUUGUACAUGGAACUUGAGCAGAUGUUCCUAUUCUUAUUCAUGUUCCUGUAUCACCGAUGGAUAGAGAAGCCUAAUAAAUUGAAUUCAGGAUCCUCGUCAUCAAUUUGAAAAACCUUCAUUAACACAGUCCCCUCUUUGACCCAUAAAUCCCAGGAGACACAUAUUCCACAUUUCUCAUGAUGAAAGGUUUAAACCCAGUUACAGAACUUUCUUCUGCUCUCCCUUCCCAAAACCAUUUAUCAUGCCCUGGGUUAAAGAACCUCCAAAUUCCACUUGUUUCAACAAUACUGUUGCUCAUCAUCUUUAGAUUUUUCUAUUUGAUCAUUUCACCAUGACAAUGUACGGUGCUCUGAGAAGCCUGUUUUUACAUGAAAAAUGCUGGAGAAAUAUAAAUUGUUAACGCUAUUUUUUGCAUGGAUAUAAGAUGAAUUCCAUGACUUGCUUGUAUGAUAUUAAAAAAAAAUCAAACCUAACUUUGAUGGGAAAAUUGUUCUUUUCUGUCAUUUGAUAGCAAUCUGAAGUCAAAUAUCUUUCAGCCCAAGUGGCUUGUCCACAGCACAAUACUAAAGUAGGAAAACUGCCAGUGUUGCAGGGAGUAUAUUUUUGUGAGGUUAUAGAUCAUAACUGUUUGUUACUGCAUAAUUUAUAAAACCAUGUGCAAUGCUCCUAAACGAUACUCUAUUUUUGUCUGUAAACAUCA